AACAAGCUGACGACGAUUCGAAUGCCUCUUUCCGAGUCGAGAACCCAUGCUCGACCAGCCCCACUCGCAUGUCUGGAGUGUCGGCGCUCCCAUAUCAAGUGCAAUGGAACCCAACCCAUCUGCGGGCGUUGCCAGACUCGUGGUUUCGCAUGCACUUACAAGCGUUCUGGACGAGGUCGCCGACGUGGCAUAACGCGCCCGGAUACUGAUGAGCAGCCGACAUUGUCUCACACCGUACCAGCUCCUUCUGAUUCGGUUGCACAGCCCGUUGGUGCACAAGCGCUCUCUUGUACGCCGUCUGCAGCGCAAUGGCUUCCUCUUGACAGUGCCGCCGCUUCACCAAACCCUGCCUUACUGCGGCGUACACAACCAACCAGUCCGCCAGACCUAAACGUCGCGUGGACUGACGACGAGCAACUGGUAAAUCUUUACUAUCUCAACUUCCACGCGAGCCACCCAAUCCUGCUACCAAGGCACAUGUAUUGGCAACAUGGAUACCCUCGUUACCUGAAAGCGGUAGUUCAUCUCAUAGGUGGCCGCUUCUCACACACUGUCGCGCUAGACGAGUUGCGUGAGAGCGUGACGCGAGAAUUUGCUCAAAGCGAGGAAGAUACAGUCGAGAUGGUGCAAGCAGGGCUUCUCAACACCAUUACCCUAUUCGCAGAGAAUUCCACGGAUCAAGGGCAAAGGAUGCUUGACUCUACGAUUGAACUGGCUUUGCGACUUGGCAUGCACCAACGGAGCUUCGCUCCGACGCAUGCUGGUGAUCUGACUGUGCUGGAAGAGAGCAUGAGGAGGACCUGGUACGAACUGUAUGUGAUUGACGGCUGCAUUGCCGCAUUGCAGCGGAAGUCCACAUUCAAAACCAACACGGUGAAUGCCGACGUGCUUUUGCCAUGCGACGAUUUUACUUACGAAGCCGGAAUGUGCUUCAUGCCAGCAACUAUGGCUGAGUUCCAUGGCAACGUCUUCGCCGAAGAGGAAAAGGUCUUCUCGUCCUCCUGCUACCGCAUAGAAGCUGUACGCCUCCUUGGGCGAGUUUUGACUAUCACCGGAAAGCACGGAGUGGAUCGAGAUCUUGUGCAGGCCGUUGAUAAUGCGCUUGCUGCUUUCCUAUAUCACUUGCCUCGUUCUAAGAGCGAAGCGGAGAUAUCAAAUACCUUCGGUGAUCUGGACGAACUCAUGUUCCAAGCGCACACGAUCAUCCAAUGGAGCACCAUCCUCGUACAUUAUCCGAGAGGGGAUUUGAUGUCUUCUGACCUCUUAACGCAAGAUGUGCUUGGAGCCAACUGUACCAAACUCCUUUGUCCUUGCAAUCGCCAGCACAUCCACUCAGUCAAAGCCGUCGAAGCCUCCAAGACUAUAGCUAUGUUAGCCGCGCUACGCACCCCAACACAAAAACACACUCCAUUAUUUGUAUACCCUUUGGCUCUCGCUGCUGUAGUUCAGCUGUCCAUAGGCGCAAUGCACGACAAAAGCUCUCGACGCUGCCUGGAUCAGCAUGGCGAUCGAGUCAAACUGCUGCUAGGUAUACUCAAGUCGAUGAGCCGCCAAUGGUCGGCUGCUGGAAUCGUGCUACGUACUCUAAAGCGGGUGGCUUCCGUAGUGUUCCGCAGUCCUUCCGUCGAUUCACCAUCCAGCGCAGUAACCCCUCCAGCCACGUCGAUGGAUAACGUUACUUUCCCAGAAUUUGACCUCCAGGAUCUGUACGGGAUUGUGGGCCUCGACAACAAUACAUUGGGUAUCUGAUGUACUCACUUUCGCCCUCCAACUUCACUUCAACCAUUCGGUCGAGCUUGCAAGGACGCAUCGAUCGCUUCAUCUGCGCGAACCAAAUUGGAAAAGAUCGUUGUGCUGUGUAU
Molecule: messenger RNA, 1862 nt
Organism: Alternaria rosae
Lineage: Eukaryota; Fungi; Ascomycota; Dothideomycetes; Pleosporales; Pleosporaceae
Exons: 1
Coding region: 22-1749 (575 amino acids)
Biological process (GO): DNA-templated transcription; regulation of DNA-templated transcription
Molecular function (GO): DNA binding; zinc ion binding; DNA-binding transcription factor activity, RNA polymerase II-specific
Source: RefSeq, a predicted model, not a curated record